Anopheles funestus (African malaria mosquito) is the source of this 6778-nucleotide messenger RNA. RefSeq lists its product as uncharacterized. Gene Ontology annotation, cellular component: extracellular region. The transcript has 8 exons. The record is from RefSeq and is a predicted model, not a curated record. The coding region runs from base 825 to 6185 and encodes 1786 amino acids. Lineage: Eukaryota; Metazoa; Arthropoda; Insecta; Diptera; Culicidae. Gene Ontology annotation, molecular function: chitin binding.
UAAAACUGCGAAUAAGAUAAAAAAAUUAAUAAAGUUGUGAGGAUGCUUCACAAACAUUCUCUAUCAUUGUUACAUAUAGAUGUAUAAGUUUAUCAUAUAACAUCAAUAGACAGCAACGUACGAUGUGUGUUUUCCCAGACCUUUCAAGAAGUUACGAUUUGCUCUUUUGUUUAACUUUGUCUUUUUUUUCACCUUGGUUCAACCAGGCAGUACGCUUCGUUCAGCAGUACGAACGAACAUGAACGAAGACAAAGAUUUUUUUAAUCAUCACUCAUAUCUCAGUCCUUCUGUACUUCCGGCAUCGUAUAGCUUUCAUUGCGAAAGAUGUCACACCGAUCGCGAGAGCACGGUUGUUCGUCUUUUUUUCUGUUGUCGCGUAAUCUACACCAAUCACUGGACAACGGUCCAGGCAAACAGCACUAUUCAGUUAGUCAUAUGAUCGUAUCGUAUGCAGCGACCGAUGCAGAUCGCCGUGAAUGGCAUUUCGAUGUUUUUUGUGGACAUCGUCCGAGUUUAACAACUUUCCACUUUCUGCUUCGCACCCAUGCCAACCUAUAUUCAUCUUCGGAGGCUUUGAUAAAGGUACACCUGCGAGCAGGUGAAUCACUUCGUGGCGUAAAUCAACAGCGCAGAAUACCCGACGGCACGCGUUGUGGGAAUAACCGACAAUAACACUGAAGGCCUCUCCCGGUAUACUAUAAAACGGAAUACAGCCGAGUGUGCGGCAUCAUUCACGGGUUUCUCGGCUUUGAAAAGGUGUUGCCCUUUUUAACAGACGGAACACUUCAAGAACUAUACACAGAGAGUGGCCAACGUUUUCAACAAUGAACGUAUUUCAGCCAUUGCUGGCGGUAGUACUGUGCUGCGUGGCGUUUGCCAACGGUGAGACGGGAAACAAGUUUAACUACGAUGAUGGCAUCCCGGACGUGCGCUGUCCGCAGUAUGACAACCCGAUGAAUCCCGUCCACCUGGCGAUCCCGAACGAUUGCUCCAAGUUCCAGAAAUGUUUCGGUGGACGCGCCUUCACGAUCAGCUGUCCGCCGGGUCAGGAGUUUGGAGUGCAUCUGCAACGCUGUGACUAUCCCACGUUUGCGCGUUGCCAGCAAGGCUACGUGCAGCCUCAACCGGCCGGAUUCAGCUACGAUCUCGGCCAGGUUGAUGCGCGUUGUGCUCGGUACGACGAUCCCUUUAAGCCGAAGCAUCUUCCGCAUCCUUCCGACUGCAAGCGAUUCUUCAAGUGCUUCGAUGGUCGCGCAUUUGAGCUGGAAUGCCCAAUGGGACAGGAAUGGGGCAUGAAAUUGAACCGCUGUGAUUACCCAUCUAUGGCAAAGUGUACAGCCGGACGUUUGGAUAAACCGACCAGCGUCGUGGAAGAUCAAAAGGAGGAAGUUGUUGCACAGACGGAGUCCAAGGACACGAAGUCCAAGGAAACGGAGUCGGAGGAAUCGGCUAUUGCGGGUAGUGGAGAGACAGUCGAAGAGGUUGUGGAGUACAUCAAGCCAGCAAAGGCCGCGUUUAGCUAUGACACCGGUGUCAAUGAUGUCCGCUGCCCCAAGCAUGAUGAUCCAUACCGUCCAAUUCAUCUUUCCCAUGCGACGGAUUGCCGCAAGUUCUUGAAGUGUUUCGAUGGUCGCGCGUACACAAUCGACUGUCCGGUCGGUCAAGAGUUUGGCCAGCGUAUCAACCGUUGCGAUUAUCCACAGUUUGCCCAAUGUUCGGUGCAAAAGGAUCGCAAAAGCUUGCGCAAGGCGGCGGCACCACCGGGCGAUGAUUACUACUACGAUGACUACUAUGAUGAGGAGCGAAUUCCGCUCGAUUCCACCGAAUGGACGCCGGAGCAGCGCGAAAUGAUCGAGGGCAUUACGGAUGGGCGCUGCCCACAGACGGACAAUCCGGCUGAACCGAUUCAUUUCAUUCACCCGAAGGAUUGUGGUAAGUUCUACAAGUGCUAUGACGGGCGCGCCUAUCUAAUUCUGUGCCCGGCCGGACAGCACUGGAGUGUACGUUACGAUCGGUGCGACUACCCGAAGGUAGCUAAAUGCACCAUUCCCAUCAUCGCCUUGUGCAUCAUUGCUGGAGUUUCGGCCCAGUACGAGUAUAACAGCGGUUUCGAAAUUGGCAUUCCGCAAAACUACUACGCCAACCAGCAGUACAAUGGACAGUACAGCAAUGGUCAGUACAACAACGGCCAGUACAACAACGGCCAGUAUAACAACGGCCAAUACACUGCACCGACCAAGACAAUCCCUGACGCUCGUUGCCCACGUAUCGAUGAUCCGAUGCGCCCGGUCCAUCUGCCGUACGCCGGCCACUGUAACCAGUUCCUGAAGUGUACCGGAGGCCUGGGCUUCGUCAUGGACUGCCCGGCCGGACUCGACUUCACUUUCAUCGUUUUCGCUGCUCUCGUUGCCGCCGUUGCUGCGGCCCCACAGUACUCGGAGAUGUCGUACAAUGCGUACCAGCAGGAGCCCCGUUUCGAGUCCCAAUACCAGUACCAGCCGCAGUACCAGUCGCAGAGCGAACAGCUGUCCGCCGAUGGUUACAAAAUCGUCCCCGGUGUCGUUGAUGCCCGCUGCCCCCGUGCUGACGACCCGAUGAAGCCGGUCCAUCUGGCUGUGAACGGUAACUGUGGCAAGUUCAUGAAGUGCUUCGGUGGCCGUGCCUACGAGAUGGACUGCCCGGCCGGUCUGGAGUUCGGAUCCAAGGGUAAAAUGGUUGCUCAGCUGAAAAUCACGUGUUUGGUGGUUUUUAGCUUGUUCAACCACUAUACCUGCCAAACGACGGUCUGCACUGGCAAUGAAGAGUCCGACCAAGCUUUUCCUCACGAGAAUGACUGCACGCUGUAUUACAUCUGUGCGGAUGGUAACCAGUAUCAGCUGUCCUGUUUCAACGGGCAGCACUUUUCGCCGAUAACACUGCGCUGCGAACCACCCGAGACGGCUUUAUGUGAACCUGACCUUUCGUCGACAGUUUCGACACCGAGUCUUACCGGUCCAACAUUACCAACCUCACCAUCUCCAACGUUUCCGUCUAGUCCAACAUUAACACCCACCGGUACGGAUGUACCGACGACACUGGAAAACACAGAUACUACCGUUACUAUUCCAACGGUUGAAACGGCAUCACCACCAACAGUUCCAACUGCGCCAGAAUCAACAGUAACGGAUCUGACGCAAACAUCAUUCGAUUCCACGACAGUCACUCUAUCGACGGAAACCACUGCAAGCGAUACGACGUUUACUAUCCCAACGGUUGGGACAGCACCACCACCAACGGUACCGACAGCUCCACCUAUAGAUACUACGACUACGGAUGAGUCUACCACGCCGGACUCUGAAGAAACAACCAUGCCGGAUGAAACGGAAGAACCAGACGACAGUGAGGAGCUUACAUCCAACGUAGUGUUUGAUCCCGAAGAUUUUCUAAUUCCUUUUUACAACUACUACGGUGCCGAGUACAAUACCUACCACAAUUCCAACAAUACCUACCACAAUUCCAACGAUACCUACCACAAUUCCAACAAUACCUACCACAAUUCCAACGAUACCUACCACAAUUCCAACAACUUCCACCCCAAUACCAUCAGUCCCUACAGCAUCUCCAACAACAGCUCCUACCACAAUCCCAACCACGGUUCCAACCACGGUUCCAACCACGAUUCCAACUACAGUUUCAACUGUAGCUACAACUACUACUACCGUUUCUGGAGUACCGACUGCACCAACUUACACAUCAUCCGCAACAACAGCGCCAACGACAAUAUCAUCGACUCAAACGAUUCCAACGGCUCCAUCGCCAGGUACAACGAUCCCAACAGCUCCAACACCAGGUCCAACCACCGUUACUGUUCCUGGUCAAACCACCGUUACCGUUCCGGCUCAAACCACUACAGUUGCCACUACUACUACAACUACAACAGUCGGCCCACCUACAAUUCCCACAGUUCCCACAGCUCCACCUCCCACCGCUCCAACGGCACCUCCUGCCCGCUACGAUAUACGCUGCUCAAGUUCCUGUUUCUCUUGUGGUACCGUUCGGUAAACACGGCAAGGGUUACCGUGCCCGUGAGAUACAGCCUCGAGAUGGUUUGUCCGCGGUGGGUUGUGUGUGUAACGAGUCUAGCCGUGAUAUCUUCACUGCUGCAUUGUAGUAUCGCUGUCGAUCCGUGCGCCGAGCAUAGCACCGUGCCUCAUCCGACCAACUGUACCAAGUAUCUGGAAUGUGUGAAUGAUAAGCUCAUGCUGUUGACAUGCGAUGACCAAUAUUAUAGCGUUAGCCUCGGUGCAUGCACGAGCGAAACACCGGAAAACUGCUAUCAGCUCAAGAUGCCGGAAAAUAUUGCUUUCGCCGGUGAUUUGUACCUCGGACGUGCUGUGGUGGACCCGUGUGCGACGUUCAGACCAGGAUUCAAACUACCCCAUCCAGAAAACUGUGGGUUCUUCUACCAAUGUACACAGUCCGGAGCGGCCCUGUUCAGGUGCCCCGCCAAUCUGCUGUUCCACGCCAAACUGAAGGUUUGCGUCUGGCCACAGCAAGUGGAAUGUGUCCCGGGUGCCAUUCUACCACCGACAACAACAACGGAGCAAACCGGUGAUGACGAUGACGACGAUGAUAACGAUGAUUUGCCGGAUGAAAUCUGUGAACCUGGGUGCUUUCUCGAUCUACGGUGCCCGGUAGACUGUGAUCCGAUUAUUCCGCCGAAACUUUUCCCACAUCCAAGCCGGUGCGAUGCGUACUUUACCUGCAAUUCGUACGGUUAUUCCUGUGUCACCGAGUGUCCUAUCGGCACGUGGUUCAGCAGCAUUUUCCAACGCUGUGUUAAUCCGGAGCUAGCAGAAUGCACACCGAUUGUACCGCCCAUUUGUGAAAUACCAACCUGUCUGCCAAAUCCGGACUGUCCCGUUCCCGAUACGGUUCCUCCGACGAAGCUACCACAUCCAGAUCGCAGCGAUUGGUAUUACAUUUGUCGAGAUGGAUCAUCCUGCCAGAUGGCUUGUCCGCCUGGUUUAGAAUGGAAUCCAAUCUUGCGCGAAUGUGACUUUUUCGCGGACACACCUUCGCCAGAAACAACAGUAACUACGGAAAUCAUUACUACUACGACAGAAGAACCGAUUACUACCACCACUACAGAAGAACCGAUUACUACCACCACUACAGAAGAACCGAUUACCACGACCACUACAGAAGAACCGAUUACUACCACCACUACAGAAGAACCGAUUACUACCACCACUACAGAAGAACCGAUUACUACCACCACUACAGAAGAACCGAUUACUACCACCACUACAGAAGAACCGAUUACUACCACCACUACAGAAGCACCGAUUACUACCACCACUACAGAAGAACCGAUUACUACCACCACUACAGAAGAACCGAUUACUACCACCACUACAGAAGCACCGAUUACUACUACCACUACAGAAGCACCGAUUACUACGACGACUACCCAAAUUUGGACCACCCCCGAGGUCGACUGUCCAACAUGUCCACCUUCGAACUGCUUCCCGGACUAUCGGUGCCCGGUGUGCGAAAAGUGCAAUCCUACCUACUUCCCGCACGAAGACUGCGAUAAAUUCUACAAGUGCAGCUUUGGAUUGAUCUGUGAAAUGAAAUGUCCGCCCGGUCUUCACUUUAACGCACGCGAGAACGUAUGCGACUGGCCGCAACAGGCCGGUUGCGAAUAUCCGCCAAUCAUCGAAGACCCACCAGAGAAUGUGGUCUGCCAUCCGAACCCACAAUGCCCACCCGGCAGUGGUAUCGAGACGUUCCUACCACAUCCAUCCAACUGCUCACAGUUCUACAAAUGUAGCUGGGGUAACGCCUGUCUGAAGGAGUGUCCGGAUGGGUUGCACUGGAGCAUGGCAAAGAUGCGCUGCGAGUGGCCAUUCAUUGCCGGUUGCGAUCCCAACAUACCACCGAACGAUCCAAACUGUCCAACCUGUCCGUGUCUUCCCUGCCGAUCGAACCGUAACGCUUGCCAUCCGUCGCAACGCUGCCCGCCGGCUGGUAUGCAGAACACCUCGAUCAGCUUCAGCCACGAGCUGUACUGUAACCGGUUCUACGAAUGUCUCUCCGGGCAGGCUUGUAUACUCGAGUGCCCAUACGGUCUCGAGUACAGUGGCGGUGUGGGACGAUGCGAUGAUCCUAGCAAGGCCCAAUGCAGCCGUUGGUGGAAGUAAAUUAGCCGCGUGCAAAACACACUGCUGGCAACAAUCAAAUAAUUUGGCUAAUGUACUGUACUAAGAGUUUUAUACUUAUCUGAAUCACAAAUCAAGAGCAUAACAUCUAAAUAAAAGCAAUCACUUUCCUCACAUUAUGCAACUUACAAAUAGAAAAUUAUGUUUUCUAACGUAGAAAAUAAAAUGUUAUUUAAUAUUAAAUGUUCUACGCAUUGUUGUGCAGAUUACCCAAGCUUGUCUUCAAUUGAUUUGACAAGGUGUACUAAUUUUUUAAUUAAAAUGGUCUUAUCGAUGUCAACAUUAGGUCUAUAUAAACAUAGUUAGUAUUUGUAGUCAAUGAUAGUAAAGCUUACAGACUGAAACGCCUAAAAAUAUGCAAUUUGAAGUUAUUCUUUAAGCAUGGAUAGAAGUCCACAAACCAUUAGUUGGACUUGAAAUGGUUAGGUCCCCCUUUUUUCUUCCACCUUGUCAUACAACUCAUAGAGCUAGUCAUUAUAGCGAAACCAACUAAUAAAUAGUACUAAAUAGUUAAAAGUGAUCCUCUGACUUUCCCUAUAUAGCAACUAGAGAUGUAUAAAGUGAGUAAAAUGUAA